CGGUGCCAUCGCCACGUCGGUGCAGGCUGCCGGGCAAGAUGGCGGCCGCCGGCGGUCGGCGCGGCCCGGCGGGCUGCACCCUCUGCUUCCUGCUGCUGCUGCUGUGCGGAUGGACCCUGGCGGUGCGCGGCCAGGCCACCACCGAGUCUGUGGGAGCAGAGGUGCUCCAGGAGAAUAUUUCUUCUAGAAGUGAGAAUGAAACAGUGAGCAGAUCCCAGAAUGUGACAGACAGCUUGCAGGGUAUAACCCCAACCGGAAAAGAAGCAAGCCCAACAAAGAACAAGGAGCUCCCAACAACAGCUAGAAUCGUUUCGGUGACUUCAGUAAAACCAUCUACAGUGAAAGGGGGUUCUCCACCCCUGUCUCGUGCGGUGACUGCUAGCUCAGUAUCUCAGAUUGACGUUGAUGCUUCUGAAGAUACUAGAAUUGAGGAAGAAGAUCUUCUAACAGAUUUGAAAGACACACUAAAUAGUUCACCCCCCAUCAUAAAAGAAACUAUGGAGUCAGAUGGAGAUGAUUAUGAUCCUUAUGAAGUGACCUCGAAUUCCAGAUACAACCCAGACCUUUUAGAGAUUCCAGAAGAUGAUGACUCUGACACCAUUAGUAACUACAAUGAGGAAAUCAAGAGCCUUGAUGCGAAGAUAAAAGAUGUUUCUGUCACGGGGUUGGAAGAAGAAGAAGAAGAUGGGCAUUUCUUUUUUCAUCUGGUUGUAGUUGCCUUCCUAGUAGCUGUUGUUUAUGUCACCUAUCACAAUAAGAGGAAGAUCUUCUUACUGGUCCAGAGCCGAAGGUGGAGGGAUGGGUUGUGCUCUAGGACAGUGGAAUACCAUCGGCUAGAUCAGAAUGUUAAUGAAGCGAUGCCUUCCCUCAAGAUAACUAAUGACUAUGUCUUUUGAAAGCACUGUGAUUUGAGUUUGCUGAACUUACCACUCUUUGCCUGCCUAGUCAUGUAAUGAUAUUCAGGUAUUCUAAAUAUGCUGCUUGUACUGAAAUGAGAUGCACCCUCUUUGACCUGGAUGUUUUUGAGAUUAAAUCUCAUGGAAGAUCAAGGGCAUGAUACAUUUGUUUGCUACUUUGGUCAGGUUUUAUAUCAACUAUAAAGAUACAGACUUUAGUACUUAGUGCUCUUUCCAUUCACUAAGCAUCAUCCCUUCUGUCUGGAGCAGUCUUAAUAGUGGUAAUACAAAAAAAUAAGCAUAAAGUAUCUUAGGUCUAAUAAAUUAAUGACUUUGGCAUCACUAAAUCAAAUUAAUGGUCUCUCUGCUAAUCACUUAUAUGGCUCAUAAUUCCCCCUAUAUUGCAAACUUAAAAUAUAAUUACCUUUUUCUAUGCUUAAAUCCUGAUGCUGCAAAUCGUCUUGGUUUUUUUUUUCUGGUUUCUGUUUUCUUGUUGCAUAAUUUGAGCCUAUGUUAGGCAGAAUUACUGGCAUGGCAAUUUCAUAACUUCUGUAUGUGGUCAUGCAGUAAAUAAUUUCAUGGUACAUAACCCAUUUUAGUUCAGAAGUUACAUAUUUCCUUAAAAUACUCAAGACCUUUGUGAAGGUAUGCAGCUUCUUGACUGUCUAGUUCUUUCCUCUCAUGGUAUUUGUGGCUAUUUCAUUGUCUUUGUAACUAAUGAAUGGAAAAGAAGCCUUGUGGAAUGAUCUAACUAAAAUACAGUCGACAGGCUUUUGAUACAUCAGAGCUUCCUGUUGAAUUUUAAGACAGUUGGGGAACAGUUCCAUGGUUUGCUAUAUUAUAAAAGGGAGAGGCCUGAAAAAUGGAAGAGUAAUUGAUGUUGUUAUUCUGACCCAGGUAACAGGCAGGUGAAAGUGCUGGUGUAUGUGUGGGGCUGUGACAGCACACCGAUUUUGGACAGACAUUUAUGCAUUAGUGUCAAUCACGUUACUGGUACAGUAGUUUUGGGUUUGGCUUUUGUUUUUUUUACUUUGUCUUUUGUACUUCCAUUAUUUAUGUUUUCCUGAGUUGUAAAAUAUAAAAUCUUGGUUUUUUUCUGUACAUUCUGUUUGUCAUUGAGUUUUCAAACGGAGAAAUGUGUAAAUAAUGGUGGAGCAGGAGCCCAUAAUUAAGAACUUGGUAUUCAAGUCACCCUGUAACAUUAUGAGGAAAUCGCCUUUCCAGUGGUUGGCAUGAGGAUGCUGAAGGCAUGAUACUAUACAAAUGAAGUGCUAAAAGUUCUAAAUCCUACUGUUAAAUGCAUUCUUUCCGUAACCACAAGAAGUAAAGCACAAACAAAACAGCCCUCAACUCUUUUCUUGCAGUAAUUUUUAUCCUAUUUGGACUUGUAUCACUUAAUAUUUUGAAUAAGGUUUUUAAAAUAAAGGACAACAAUAAGUUUG
Messenger RNA from Neopsephotus bourkii (Bourke's parrot), 2338 nucleotides. RefSeq names its product chromosome unknown C5orf15 homolog (gene CUNH5orf15). The record is from RefSeq and is a predicted model, not a curated record. Bases 39 to 896 code for a protein of 285 amino acids. Lineage: Eukaryota; Metazoa; Chordata; Aves; Psittaciformes; Psittacidae. The transcript is spliced from 3 exons.